AUGGCCUCCGAGGGCAACAUCGUCAAGGGUCCCGCCUCGUCCGCCGGAGCAGACGGUGGCGAGGCGCCGCAGAGCAGCACUCAGAAAACAGUCGAGCGCGGUAGCGGCGGCGAGCACAAGAAGCGUAGGAAGACCCGCAAGGAGACUUUCUCCUCCUACAUCUACAAGGUCCUCAGGCUGCUCCAUCCCGGGCUGGGCAUCUCGAACAAGGCGAUGCUCGUCCUCAACUCGUUUGUCAACGACAUCUUCGAGCGCGUCGCUACCGAGGCGUCGAAGUUGGCGAGGUAUAACAAGAAGGCGACCAUCUCGUCGCGCGAGAUCCAGACUGCUGUCCGCUUCAUCUUCCCCGGCGAACUCGCGACGCAUGCCGUUUCGGAGGGCACCAGGGCUGUCAUGAGGGUGAGUCGGAGGAGCAGCGGCAUGUUUUUCCUCCACUUGGGCUGA
Messenger RNA from Rhodotorula toruloides NP11, 444 nucleotides. RefSeq names its product histone H4B. Bases 1 to 444 code for a protein of 147 amino acids. NCBI's taxonomy places the organism in Eukaryota, Fungi, Basidiomycota, Microbotryomycetes, Sporidiobolales, Sporidiobolaceae. The transcript has 3 exons. Gene Ontology annotation, cellular component: nucleosome. Gene Ontology annotation, biological process: nucleosome assembly. Gene Ontology annotation, molecular function: protein heterodimerization activity; DNA binding; structural constituent of chromatin. The record is from RefSeq and is a predicted model, not a curated record.